CAGGAGCCAGGAGGGGUAUCAAGAAUAUUUAAUUAGGUUGGUCGGACAAAUCCGUUUAGCGAUAGGGGAUGGAUUGGGUUUAGCAGUCAGUGAUUACGUGCGAAGUGCGCUAAUCUAGUUGGAUCACUAAUAUUAUUGGCAAGACUCCAUUUUUCACACUCCAUUUGCUGCAAGCAGCAAAUAUUACCAACUACAAAAAGGACUGCAUGCCCCUUCUCCACCUUCGCUCUUCUGUCCUUCCACAACCCUUUCUCCCUUAGAUCUAUUCAACUCUCGGUUCUCUUGACCUGUUGUUUGCCUCUGCUUCUUGCAGACUUUGCAGGAUAACCAGAAUUAGCAAAUAUGAAGUGUGCAGGAAGGAUGGGAAUCCACUAUAUGCAGAAAUUGAACGCGGCGAAUGUUCCAAAAGAAUUAGUAGAAAAAGGACAGAAUCGUGUUAUAGAAGCAUCUCUUACACUUAUUCGUGAAAGAGCAAAGCUUAAGGGAGAGCUUAUUCGUGCUCUCGGAGGUGCUGUGGCCUCAACGUCUCUUCUUGGAGUUCCUUUGGGACAUAACUCUUCAUUUCUCCAGGGGCCAGCAUUUGCUCCUCCUCGUAUACGAGAGGCCAUUUGGUGUGGCAGCACUAACUCCACGACUGAGGAAGGAAAAGAAUUAAAUGAUUCACGCAUCUUAACCGAUGUUGGUGAUGUGCCAGUUCAAGAGUUGCGAGAUAGUGGCGUUGAUGAUGAUAGGUUGAUGAGUAUCAUAAGUGAAUCUGUCAAGCUAGUGAUGGAGGAGGAUCCAUUGCGCCCCUUGGUGUUAGGGGGUGAUCACUCCAUA
Messenger RNA from Nicotiana tabacum (common tobacco), 819 nucleotides. The record is from RefSeq and is a predicted model, not a curated record. NCBI's taxonomy places the organism in Eukaryota, Viridiplantae, Streptophyta, Magnoliopsida, Solanales, Solanaceae.